Molecule: messenger RNA, 1899 nt
Organism: Dovyalis caffra
Lineage: Eukaryota; Viridiplantae; Streptophyta; Magnoliopsida; Malpighiales; Salicaceae
Source: the annotation of a GenBank genome assembly
AUGUACAAAUCGAAGCUUCAAGAACUUUGCCAACAGAGAGAAUGGGAGCUGCCCAGCUAUGAAGCAUCAAAACAAGGACAAGCUCACAACCCUCGCUUUCUUGCCACUGUCACUGUCAAUGGCAUUUCCUUUCACUCUCCAUCUCCCUCUAAUACCUCUAAGGGUGCUCAAAAUAACGCUGCUAAACUCGCUUACGACCACUUCUCCCUCUCUCGCCCCUCCUCCUCUCCCUCCCUUCCGGAAGUUGCUGCAGGUUCUUUGAGGGCAAGGAAUGGGGCGAUUAUUUGUCUCUCUCCCGGAGGGACAAUGCAAUUAAACACACAAGAUACAAAUCAAACUCCCCAGAUAAAUGAAGCUGUGGCAGUUGCCAAAAAUGAUGAGAGUUUCGGAGGUGAGAGCAAAUCUAGUCUUGUCCUUUUUGGAUUUAAUAUGACUUUAACACAAUCAUGCACUGUUUCUGGAGCUACCUUGCUUAUAAAAGUUGCUGCAGGUUCUUUGAGCGUAAGCACUGGGGCGACUAAUCAUCUCUCUCCUGGAGGGACAUUGCAAUUAAACACAAAAGAUGCUAAUCAAACCCCUCAGGUGAAUGAAGCCAUGGCAGUCGCCAAAAAUGACGAGAAUUUUGGAGGAACUGUUAUGGACACGGGUGAGCGUCCGACACCUAGUUUUGGAAUCAAUGUUCAUCAUCUUUUAGAUUUGAUAGAUCUCAGUAUAUCUUCAAUUGCUUGUGCAUGUGGGCGUUUGUUCAAAAACCAGCUACAAACCUAUGCUCAAAAGAGAAAUUUUACUCUCCCUCUGUAUUCUUGUGAGCGAGUGGGUCCUCCUCAUGCUAGUCGCUUUAAGUGCAAGGUCACAGUAAAUGGACAAACCUAUGAAAGUCAAGAUUAUUUUCCCACAUUGAACAAAGCUGAACAUGAAGCUGCAAAAGCUGCAUUGAUGUCAUUGCUUCCAAAUGGAGGUGAAGAGGAUGAGCUUGGUUAUAAAAAUCUCUUACAAGAAUUGGCUCAGAGAGAAGGUUGUGGUUUGCCAACUUAUGGUACAAACAAAUCUGGUGAAGCUCAUGUGCCUACUUUCAUUUCGACGGUCGAGAUAAAAGGAGAGAUUUUUACCGGACAAGGAGCAAAAACUAAGAAACAAGCAGAGAUGAGUGCAGCAAAAAUUGCUUACACUGCCCUAAAACAGCGCUACUCAAGUCAGAGCCCUGCAUUCUUCUCCCCUGCUCGCCAAUUUCAAGAGGCUCGUCAGAUAUCUCAAGUUCUCGACACUGCUUGUGAAGUCAAAGAAGGUACUCAGAGCACUACGUGUCUCUCCCCUGCUCGUCAAGGAAAUGGAGCUCCUCAGUUCUCAGCUUCUAGCCUCCGUGCAGAUCUUACUGCUUAUCUUCAACAAAACAUUCAACCUAAAUUGCCCAGUGGACAAGCUGAGGAGGAUAAAAGGACGCAACUGAAAGAUGUGCUUAUAGGUGGUCAUAAGUUUUCAGACUUGUCAAGUCUCUUGACUAGAAGUAGAAUGGUGGUUAAAGAAAGCUAUGGGCAUUCAACUUUUGAAUUGUUGGCAGCGCCCUCCAUUGCAUCUCCGGGGCUAGGCAGUGGUUCAGAUGUGAGAAGCAUUGCAUCUUCAUCUGGUGGAGCCAUCUCUCCUUUGCCUAAGCAUGACUUGUCUUCAUCUCCUUUGCCUAAACAUGACUUGUCUUCAUCUCCUUUGCCUUCUGAUUCCUCCACUAAUUUGGCCACAAGCUCAAGCAUCGAGCGUCUGGUCGGAAAGAGUACGUCAUGCCAAAGUAGGGUCAUUGUUCAUCCACGGGGGACACUAAUCACAUAUCCUGAAGGCAGCAUUGUGUUGCCCAUCAGCGACGACGAAUGGGUUGCAGUGAAGCUACCACCUCAACUGAGUCGGUAA